GCCCCAGUUGACGUAGGACCCAAGUCACUUGGGCCCAGGAUGAGCAAGCCGACAGGCCUGCAGCACGACCUGGAACAAAGCCUCCCGGCCAUUGCGUCCAUCAGCACGUCGCUCUCCCAGAGCCAGGGCUUCUCCCCGUACUGCUACUUCUCUCGGGAGAAGAGGAAAGCCAUCUCGGAUGUGAGGAGGACCUUCUGCCUCUUCGUCACCUUCGACCUGCUCUUCAUCUCUCUGCUGUGGAUAAUCGAGUUGAACACCAAGGAUGGCAUUCAGAAGAACCUGGAGAAUGAAAUCAUUGAGUACAAGUUUAAGACCUCUUUCUUUGAUAUAUUUGUCUUGGCUUUCUUUCGGUUUUUUGUGUUGCUGCUGGCCUAUGCAAUCGUAAAGCUGCGCCACUGGUGGGUCAUAGCGGUCACUACAUUGGUAUCCAGUGCCUUCCUGAUUGUGAAGGUCAUCCUCUCUGAGCUUCUGACCAAAGGGGCUUUCGGCUAUUUGCUUCCUAUCGUCUCAUUCGUCAUUGCUUGGCUGGAGACUUGGUUCUUGGAUUUUAAAGUCCUAACUCAGGAAGCAGAAGAGGAGCGAUGGUACCUGGCAGCCCAGGCUGCAGCCUCCCGCGGCCCCCUGCUCUACCCCGGAGCCCUUUCCGAGGGGCAGUUCUAUUCCCCGCCAGAGUCUUUCGCAGGGUCAGACAACGAGUCGGACGAGGAAGGUGCAGGGAGGAAGGCAUUGACAGCUCAGGAGAAAGAGUACGUCCGACAAGGCAAGGAUGCGAUGGAGGUUGUGGACCAAAUCCUCGCCCAGGAGGAGAACUGGAAGUUCGAGAAGAACAAUGACUUUGGUGAUGUUGUUUACACUUUUGAAAUACCUUUCCAUGGCAAGACCUUUAUUUUAAAGGCCUUCCUGCAGUGCUCUGCUGAAACGGUUUACCAGGAGGUUAUUCUCCAGCCUGAGAAGAUGAUCCUGUGGAACAGAACAGUGGCAGCUUGCCAGAUCUUGCAGCGGGUUGAAGACAACACAAUCGUCUCGUACGACGUGGCAGCUGGGGCCGCAGGCGGUGUCGUUUCCCCAAGGGAUUUUGUGAACGUGCGCCGGAUCGAGAGAAGAAGAGACAGGUACGUUUCCUCGGGGAUAUCGACCACGCACAGCCUGAAGCCUCCGCUCUCCAAGUAUGUCAGGGGUGAGAACGGGCCCGGAGGAUUCAUCGUGCUGAAAUGUCCCAGCAACCCCAGGGUCUGCACGUUCAUCUGGAUUCUCAACACGGACCUGAAG
Molecule: messenger RNA, 1269 nt
Organism: Opisthocomus hoazin
Lineage: Eukaryota; Metazoa; Chordata; Aves; Opisthocomiformes; Opisthocomidae
Source: RefSeq, a predicted model, not a curated record